Micropterus salmoides (largemouth bass) is the source of this 4254-nucleotide messenger RNA. It is a transcript of the gene rbms2b, whose product is annotated as RNA binding motif, single stranded interacting protein 2b. The transcript is spliced from 14 exons. The record is from RefSeq and is a predicted model, not a curated record. Bases 86 to 1315 code for a protein of 409 amino acids. NCBI's taxonomy places the organism in Eukaryota, Metazoa, Chordata, Actinopteri, Centrarchiformes, Centrarchidae. Gene Ontology annotation, cellular component: cytosol. Gene Ontology annotation, molecular function: mRNA binding.
UCCUGCCUGUAUUUCCCUGGCUGACGUCAGCUGACUGCCUUGGCUCCCCGCUCCUCCGCUCCUCCGGACACAGCGCCGCGUAAAAAUGCUGCUCUCGGUGCCGCCAAGGACAGGAAUCAACCCAUACAACGGCUACACCGGCAAAAACAGCAAAAGGCAGGCGUAUGUGUCCCCCUCCAACCAUCAGAUGGCUCCUCCAAGCCCCAACAACAACAGCAAUAGUAGCACUACCACCUCCUCCAUCAGCAAUGGCAGCAGCAGCAGUGGGGGAGAGCAGCUGAGCAAAACCAACCUGUACAUCCGUGGCCUCCACCCAGGGACCACAGACCAGGAUCUGGUCAAACUCUGUCAGCCGUAUGGGAAAAUCGUAUCCACCAAGGCCAUCCUGGACAAGACUACCAACAAGUGCAAAGGCUACGGCUUUGUUGACUUUGACAGUCCAGCCUCAGCUCAGAAGGCAGUGACAGCGCUGAAGGCGGGUGGAGUGCAGGCUCAAAUGGCCAAGCAACAGGAGCAGGACCCCACCAACUUAUACAUCUCCAACCUGCCAAUGUCCAUGGACGAGCAGGAGCUGGAGAGCAUGCUGAAGCCUUUCAGCCAGGCCAUUUCCACUCGCAUCCUCCGUGACGCCAAUGGAACCAGCCGAGGAGUAGGCUUUGCCAGGAUGGAGUCAACAGAGAAAUGUGAAGCCAUCAUUCAACAUUUCAAUGGAAAAUAUAUCAAGACUCCUCCUGGAGUUCCAGUGCCGUCAGAGCCCUUGUUGUGUAAAUUUGCUGAUGGAGGCCAGAAAAAGCGUCAGAGCCAAGGAAAAUAUCUGCAGAACGGCCGACCCUGGAUGAGGGAUGGAGAGACUGGAGGAAUGACCCUUACUUAUGACCCCACCACAGCCUUACAGAACGGGUUCUACUCCUCUCCCUACAACAUUGCCCCCAACCGGAUGAUUGGGCCGACCUCCCUCUCUCCAUACAUGCAUUCACCUGUGUCCACCUACCAGGUACACAACCCAUCUUGGUUACAUCAUCAGUCAUACAUCAUGCCGCCCACAGGAGCAGUCCUGACGCCAGGGAUGGACCACACCAUGUCCAUCCAGCCGACCUCGAUGAUUGGGCCCCUGACACAGCAGCUCAGCCACCUCUCCAUGGGCAACAGUGGGACAUAUAUGCCUGCAAACACAUCUAUGCAGGGGACUUACAUCCCCCAGUACACCCAAGUGCCUGCUACCAACAUAUCAGUUGAGGAAAGUGCCGUCCAACAAUCGGUUGCCAUAGAGACACCCACAGAACACACAACCUACUCCUACCAGCAUAACAAGUGAAGAGAUAUUCCUCUGGAGCCAGAGUGACUCUAAAGGGGUCCAGUGCGCUGAAACUCGGCACGGCGACUCUGCACGUAAGGCACCAGACACUCGGGAGAACCACGGACUGUUACACAGACAGGACAAAAAAAAAAGAUAUUUUCUACAGACUCAUAUUUUAAAACAAACUCUUUUACUCCAAGCGAGGCCAGAGGACGGCAGGCAAUGGGAUAUGGAAGAACAGAACAAGGAGCAUCUAUUUUGAUAACCGUCAAGAAAACAAAAGUCAUACACACACUACACACGUAUGAAAGGUUUUUUGAACGUCUUUCAUUUUCUUUUCUAACACUACUCCAUGGAGCUAGAAUGAAACCAGGAAAAGAAUAUUUCAACACCAUGUUUUAUUUUGAGUCAUGUUUUGUUUUGACUUUUUGUACAAUAUGCUGAUUUCACUUCACUUUUAUGUCUGAUACUUUCAGGCUUUGAAACCUGCCUUUUUUUGUACAUACUUCUUUGUUUUGGAGUGUUUAUAGCUUCAUGUGUCCCAGUUUGAUUGAUAUGGUGCAACUAGUUGAAUACAGAUGGCUCAAAACAAACCAAACUGAAGUCACUCAAUAAGCUGGUGACUCAUAUUUUAGACAGAUAUGGUGCUGAUAUAGAUUAGCCUCUCUCAAAGUGGUAGCGAGUUUAUCACGUAUACAAGCUGUCCAAGACCUGAAGUGGUAUCGCAUGUUUAUGGCACUUGACUCAAAUAAUUUAUAGUUCCAACAAUCUUAACAAAGCUUCAGACAAUCAGAUUGCAAAAAAGACGAAAAUUUAGAGAUGCUGGUCAUUAAUGACUGAUUUCAUAGAAAAGAAGAGCUAAUAGAUUUAAAUCAUUCCAGAGAUUAUUAUCAGAAAGUUCUAAAUAUUGGUUCACUUUGCUCCACUUGAUGAAGUCCAAAGUCGCGUAAUAGGGAUCACAUGUCACACGGAGCUGCCUGUAAAUAAGAGAUUUAAAUUUAUUUAGGCCGUCUUUUGAUUUCCUUUUAUCAGUGUAGUAAUGCUUCAGUUAUUUCAAUAACAACAUGAUACCAAAUUGUACAUAGCAAUUUAUGUAUUGCUGUGUUUUCGGUUUUUUCCUCAUGUCCCUUCUAUAAAAGGGGAAUCUGAAUCUUCACAAAGUCCCCAAAAAUGAAUUUUCUGGAGCAAGAAUUAGUUGCUGUUAUUAGAAUAUGAAGUUCUUAUUACACAAACUGGUAGAAGCGUGGCUCUGGCCUGUUAUAUCUUCAGAAAACACUAUCAAUGUGGAUUAUUUUGGCCAGUAUAUCAAUGCUUUAAUACUGGCUGUCUACCUUUGCAUUUCCAUUUUUCACCCUCAUGUUGUUGUUUUUUACUUUUAUUAUUUUUACCUUUCUUAUUUAAAGGUUUUCUUUUUUUCAAGUUCAGUUUUAAUACUUUUAAGAUUGAUCCUAUAUUUCAAAGAAGCUUUGAUUUUUAUUUUUGAUAGUGUGUAGUGUGCUUCAAAUAGUGAGAAACAGAUGUUUCCAAGUGUUUUUCUUUGUUUGAAAUUGUGAUUUGUAUGUUUGUUUGCGUACUUCUCUCUCGUUCUGGUUUCAGUGUUGAUGUCAAACAGGCUUUAUUGUGUUUUCAAGACAUUUCAGUUCCGUCUGUGCCACGAAUGUUGGCACGUGACUCCUGAUCAUGGAUUAAUUAUGUCUGCUAGGUUCAGAUGCAUUGUGACAGACCUGUGCCCCAAGCAGUUGGGAACAAUGUUGUAGAAAUAUAUGUUCAAAACCUUGACAUACCUCAUCCUGCCAGAGCAAUGUAGAUUCAGUUCGUGUACAAGACUCACAGGCAAUAACCAACUACAGUAGGUCUCAUGGCUCUUCACAGCUGGUACUGUGUCCACAUCCUUUAACUCUUCCGUCCAGUGCUCGGAAAACAUGCCCAUGGUCUGAUGAUCUAUGCAAUUAAUUUAUUAUCCUUAUAAAUGCAAUACUACAGAUAUCAAAGAGACACCUCACAAUAUGACUUCACAUUCUGGCUCAUAUGGCUUUUAUGUUACUGCAUACAUUUGUCUGUUUUCUGACAGACGCGUUCAUCUUUGGUUCAUUGUUAGCAAUAUUGAUGCAUUAAAAAAGGGAACUAUGUCACACUAAAAUGUGGUUGUUAAUGACUGUAGCAAAUGUAGAAAAUCUAACAAAAAAAAAAAAAGACAGGUGUGCAUCAUGUGGAGGCGGGUUGCCCACUCGUCUACCCUACUUUUAUUUUCUGUGGCCACCAUAAGGUUGUGUUAGAUGUUAAUUCACCAUUCCAUCCAGUUGCAGUUUUUAUGUUGCAUAUAAUGUGUCUUGUCUAGUCCUGUUUGCUAACUUGCUGAUUAAUUGACGCUGUUUUCUUCUUUUAAACCAUGACACCGUUCAUUUCCAGGAGAUUAAACUUCACAGAAAUGCCUUAGAUUUCACUGGAAGGGAUAGUGAAGUGCUACUCAGAUUUGGUGGACUUGACCUCUGACUGGAAUUGUUGUUUUUUUUGUUCAUGCACUGCUAAUAUAGAAAGAUUGUUAUAGCAAACUACUCUGAACAUAGAUCUAUGAAGCAAAGGAAUAUUUACAACUUUGAAUUACUAUUUUGUGUUCCAUUAUUUUUAAAAAAAUCCAAAACAUUGAAGAAAACCUGAAUGGUCACUUAUUGAGUCUAAAGAUCUAUUGCUGCUAAUUUUGGAUUGCUAAGUAUUUAGAUAUAUUUAGCUGAAGGACAUUCAAUAUAUCAAGUCACAGACGGGGGUCAGUUUGUAACUCAUGUUCGACAAUACCCGUGUAGUCUUGUUUUGUGUGUCAAGCAACUUCUCAUGAAAUGUUUGUCUGUGCCAUGAUGCAGGUCUUUGUCUUCUUGAUAGAAAAAAACUCCUACAGCUAUUAAACUUUGUUUGAUUUUGAACUUGUCUUUUUUUUUUAAAUAAAUGUUUUUUUCACCGUG